AUGUCCUCUCCAAACCGGAACCAGAUCUCCAUUACAUCGGAGGUAGUACAGCCCACAAACCCUCCAAGCCACCACCCUCACGUGAUUAAUCAACCUCCUUCCCAUCAACCUACUAAUCAACCACCCUUGUUUCCACCUCACGCUUUUGUACAACCUCCUGCUCCUAAUCACCCACUCCCGUUUCCACCUCACGCUUAUGUACAACCUCCCUCCUACUGGUAUCAUCCUCCUGGUUUAUCGUACCCUCAGAGUCAACCACCUCCAGGCCUUGGCGUAGGAGGCCCUACUGGGCUUCCGGAUCACCCAGUUCCGUCAAUGCCUCCCCCUCAUUGGACCCACCCACCUUACCCUCAACAUUCGCCUUAUGGAAUCCCUUAUCAUCAUCAAACAUCUUACCCUCAGAUCAAUCAAAACCCGUACCCUUUAAUGCCUUUCAUGUAUCCCACUGGCCCCCAACAGUCCUUAACCAAUGUCAUCAACUCAGCCCACACAUCAACCGAUACAUCGAACUCCGCCGAAACGUUCAUCAGCUCAGAUUCAAUUGCAAACACCACACUUGUUACUACGUCUACGUCUGUACCUUCUGACCCCACAGAACCCACCGCUUCCGUCAACGAAGUCAACAUGGAGGAUGUGGUACUCGAGGACACUGAAGAGGUUUUGGUUCAAAACGACGAAGUCAUCCUUGCAGAUGAACGAGACGAGGACUGGCCCCCCAUCGGUAUGUUCAAACUAAACAUUAAUGACUCAAACAUUAGGCUAACUGAACUGUAA
Messenger RNA from Melampsora larici-populina 98AG31, 774 nucleotides. RefSeq lists its product as uncharacterized. Lineage: Eukaryota; Fungi; Basidiomycota; Pucciniomycetes; Pucciniales; Melampsoraceae. Bases 1 to 774 code for a protein of 257 amino acids. The transcript has a single exon. The record is from RefSeq and is a predicted model, not a curated record.